GUUUCGACGAUCCAAAUCGAGAAUAUGUUUCACAAGGAUAGUAUCCGGGGAUUAAAUAUUUGUACAGACCUUUCUCUCGACGUUGUAUUAACGCUACGGAGGCUACCGUGACGCAUAUGGUUAUGGAUGGCCAACAUCUGGAUAGCCAACAUCAUUCGUCUCUCAGUCAUUCAACCCAAAGUUCUUCUUCUUCUGCUAUCGACUUAACUGUCACUAUCACGGGCCUUGCUGGCACUUCAGCUCCUCCGAGUCCGAGUCUGUCUCCAACACUUCAUCCUUCAGUGGAUGGUAGUCGUUCCGUCGCUCGCAGACGAGCCAGUUGGGCAAAGUUAGAUGCAGGGCAAGAUCCCUUACGCCCAGUAACUAUGGAGGCGGGUCCUUCAAGAAUAUCGCCCCGGCCAUUUACUGCAGACGAGGACCCGGUUUAUUUUCCAGACAACGGAUUCUUUGCAAAUGCAUUAGCUUACAAUGGGAGUUCGAUUUACAACGAAUUACCCUACACUGCUGCACAAGCUGGUCCAUCCUCCGCCUCGUUAAUUUCGACUCCGGAGUCUGACCUUGACUCAUCCAAGGACGGAGACGAUGUCCAUCUCACUGGCACCAACUCACAAUGGAAAUCUACAGAUGGAAGUUGGGCUAGUGCUAAUGAUUUGACCAUUGACACCGAGCGCACGGGAGGUGCUACAGGCCCCACCAGGCGGAGGACGCUGCGUUACAGUUCCUCACCUUCUCCUCUCAAACGAACGGGAUCAGCAUUCAUGGUAAUGUCGAAGCACCUUCAACGUGCAUCUCUCCGCGUUGUUAAUCUGUCAGGCCACGCCUUGGACAAUUCAAUCCGCAUACCAGAUGAAGACUUGGACGAUGGCGAGUAUUCUCUCACACAAGAUAACAAGGAACCUCUCGAAGAACAAUGGAACGAACAACAAGUGUUCCUUACCAGAAAGCUGACUCCCUUACGAGGGCGCACUCUCGGUUUCUUAGAGUCCUCCAGCACGUUUCGUCUUCGCCUCUAUGGCUUCCUUUCUCAUCCAUGGACCGAACCUCUGAUACUCUGUUUAAUAAUUCUUACUGCCUGUGUAUUGAUAUCUCAAGCGUCUCACUCGGUCCUUCUUCCCUCGGAUCAGUCUAUGCCGACCUCACUUAAGGGUUUCUUUUUUGCUUGGGAGGAUUAUGUUCUUUUUGGGUUGUUCACCUUAUACACGUUUGAAGGAAUUGCGCGAAUAUGCGUUUCUGGAUUUCUGCUGGAUCCUGAAGUUCCGAUAUCAGCUUUCUUUGUAAGUUCGACAUCAUCAAUAACGUCGACUUCGAGGUUAGGUCCUUCCGCAUCCGGUUCCUUGUCACGCGGCCUCUCCUUAAGGCCCUUCUAUGAUCGUAUAUCGCGGCCUUUCAAACUUUCCGAGGCUACCCCGUCGCGUUCGAUGCCUGACAUAGUAGUUGGUCCAAGCAAUUUGCCUCACGACGCUUCGCGUCAAGAAAAACAGACUAUAGUAGAUGAACCUCCUUCACGCGCCCAUCUCCGGAAUCCCUCAGAGCCAACUUUCUUCUCCCGUGCCCUUCGGUCAGACCAGACACCUUCGGACGUGAUCUCAUUGCCAUUCCGAUUAAACAUCGAUAAUGCACGCGACAAGGUGUAUCGUAAUAUGCCAUACUUGCGCCAAAGCUGGGGAAGAAUUGACUUCAUCGCCAUUCUCAGCUUCUGGUUGAGCUUUGCACUCGCGAUGGCAGGCGUGGAGCGUGGGUCUCAUCAUGUCGCUGCGUUCAGAGCGAUGACUGUGCUGCGAAUAGCAAGACUUCUCGCUAUUACUUCUGGAACUACUACAAUCAUGCAUUCACUGAAGAUCGCUCGGCCGCUGCUUACUAACGUGGCAUACUUUGUUAUCUUCGCUGCGGUGCUAUUUUCGAUAAUUGGCAUCCAAUCGUUCAAGGGUUCUUUUCGACGGAAUUGCUAUCUUCAGCCCACCCUCGGAGAAAAUCAAACGCAAAUAUCCCAAUCUUGCGGUGGUUACAUUGAUCCGGGUACCCUAAAUGUCUCUCCUUAUUUACAAUUGGAUGGUACAUCAGGCUCCGCGGCCAAGGGUUAUAUCUGCCCUUUGGGGCAGGUUUGUCAGGAGGGAGACAAUCCAAACAGUGGCAUCCAGAGCUUCGACAAUAUUUAUUAUGCCGCGCUUCAAGUUGUCGUCGUGACUUCAGCCAAUGGCUGGUCCCCGAUCAUGUACUCGAUCAUCGACGCCGAAUUUUUUGUCUCCUGCUUCUAUUUCAUUGUCUGUAUCCUCGUGUUGAACAUCUGGCUUAUCAAUCUAUUCGUUGCUGUAAUAACGAACUCGUUCUCUGCCAUACGUGCCGAUACACAGAAGAGUGCCUUUGGUGCUGCACCACUAGGACUUGUCGUCGAAGAGCAAGAAGAGGGUUGGUCAGACGGGAAACACAUUUCUCAGAGCAACUCGCUCAAGGAAUUCUACACCCAUACGCGCUGGUGCUGGGUAUUUCUGGCUCUCGCGUCGCUCGUGGUACAAGCCACCGCCAGUGCUGAUAUGAGCGACCUGCAUCAACAGAUACUUGACAAGUCAGAGCUAGCGCUUACAGUGGCCUUCGACAUCGAGAUCAUCAUGCGCAUUGUAGCAGAGCUCCCAGCUUGGCGAAGAUUCUUCCAGCAUGGGAACAACUGGCUGGAUCUUGUGUUGGCUGUGGGGUCGAGUGUUAUUCAGAUUCCGGCUAUUCACAACUCGGAGCUAUACCCCUGGUUGACGAUAUUUCAACUAGGGAGGUUCUACAGGGUGAUUCUAGAGUUCCCGAGAAUGAAACCUCUCAUGCUCACGGUCUUUGGGAAUCUUUAUGGUCUAGUGAAUAUGACGCUUUUCUUGCUGCUCGUCAACCUCCUUGCCGCGUUGGUCUGCGUGGAGCUCAUUCGCGGUGAUAUGAAUGACUCGACUGGGUUGAAUUUCGGACAGUUGUGGAAUUCGUUCCUCGCCAUGUACCAGAUCUUUUCCUCCGAGAAUUGGACGAAUGUCUUGUACUCGACAGCAAUUGCAGAGAUUUCCCUGGGGCAGGCGGUGAUCGUAAUUAUUUUCUUAUGCUCGUGGCUUAUAUUUGCAAAUUUCAUCGUGAUGCAAAUGUUCAUCGCCGUCAUUCACGAGAACUUCAGUGUCGCAGAAGAAACGAAGAAGAGUAAACAGGCAUCGGACUACUGGGUUCAACACCACCCACAAAGGGUCACGCACAAUAGUUGGACUCGCAAGUUGAAUCCGUAUCGAUGGAUCAAGGCAGAUCCCGUUCGCGUCAAGGUCGAAAACCUUCCUUCCAACCUGGUCUUACCAAUGCAGAAAACGCUUGUGCAAGAUUACGGGGUUGUUAGACAACACAACCGAAAUGGGGCUAAACCCGUUCCGUUGAAGGGUGCGAGGCAUCUACCUUCAAAAUCGUUGACGAUGCUUCAACAACUGUUUUCUGGGACUACGGAUUCUAAUGAUGUUCCGUUGGCGGACUUACGACAGAGCCGUCGUGAGUCGACAGCAGUGCAAAACGAAGAGACGGACCGUUAUCUCGAUAUUCUCGCCAAGGCGGGCAACGGCACCGACACGACUGAGAACGACCAUGAUGAGCAUUCCGAGCGGAAGGCGCAGAAGGCGGACUUUAUCAUUGACCACCCGACAUAUGAUAAGACCUUUUGGCUUUUCUCGCAGGAAGAUCGUUUCCGGAAUAUGUGCCAGAAGGUUGUCAAGCCUGCUGGUGGAGAGCGCCUAUUCGGAGCCCCACCCUCCGACGUUGCCCAUACGUUAUUUCAGCUCAUGAUCUUGUUGAUCGUGCUAGGUGGUAUCAUCACGGAGGGCGUAGCCACCCCUUUGUACCGGCGCAAUUACUACAUGGAGCACGGUAUGGUACGUGGUACUUGGUUCAACAUCGCCGAGAUAGCGCUCGGUGUUCCUUUGCUAGUCGAAUUCAUUAUCAAGAUCAUCGCCGAUGGUUUCUUGUUUACUCCAAACGCCUACGUCAAGAGCAUAUGGAAUAUCCUGGACUUCAUUAUACUCAUUGGUAUCCUAGUGAACUUGUCAUUCACGCUCAUUUUUGUCAGUGGAUUGACUCGUUUCAUCCACGCACUCAAAGGUCUUCGAGCUCUCCGCCUUGUCACCUUGAUCGAGAAGAUGCGGAACACAUUCGAAUCACUCAUUAUAUCCGGGGUGACUCGUAUCUUGGAUGCCGCCAUUUUGGCGAUCCUGUAUCUGAUUCCCUUUAGCGUUUGGGGCGUCAAUAUAUUUGCAGGAUUAAUGAAUGAGUGCAACGAUACCAGUGUCCAAGGCCUCGACGAUUGCACCAACGAGUUUGUCAACACAAUAUACGGCACUUCUUUCGGAUAUUUGGCCCCUCGUGCCUGGGACAAUCCUUCACCUUCCACGACGUUCUCCUUCGACAACUUUCGAUCUUCGAUGCUCAUUCUUUUUGAGAUUGUAUCAUUGGAGGGGUGGAUUGAUGUGAUGUUGGCCUCGAUGAGUAUUACUGGGAAGAACCGACAACCACAGGUCGACGCUUCGCAGAUCAACGCUAUUUUCUUCGUCAUCUACAACUUGCUCGGAGGCGUUGUAAUUCUGACUCUUUUUAUCAGUAUUAUCAUCGGAAACUUCUCAUCCAAGACGGGUUCUGCAUUCCUGACCCAACCUCAACGAGAAUGGAUUGACCUACAGAAACUGAUCAAACGCCAGAAACCGUCGAAGCGUCCUCAGACUCGGCCUACUCAACUAUUACGAGGAUGGUGCUACGACCGUGCGAUCCACAAGCACGGUUGGUGGACACGAAUGAUGACGUGCUUCUUUGUCGUACAAAUCAUCGUUCUCAUGACGCAAACAUUUACAGUCCAAGUAGCUGUUGCAAGAUUUCAAGAUGACUUCUCGCUGAUCAUCACAACGAUGUAUGUCGUCGAUAUCGCAGUUAGGUUCUACGGUGUUGGGUGGAGGAGUUUCCGAGCCAACGGGUGGAAUUUGUUUGAUGUUGUGGUGGCCGGCGGCAGUUUCAUCACGACGUUGGUCGUUCGGUUUGGGUACAUGGGUUUUGCCGUCGAGCAGCUGCAGAAACUGUUCCUCGUCAGUAUUGCGUUCAAGCUCGUGCAGAGGACCAACAGCCUUAAUCAGCUCUUCAAGACUGUCAUGGCGAGCUUGCCCGUCAUCUUGAACCUCCUGGGCCUAUGGUUCAUACUUUUUAUCUUCUUCGCCAUCAUGUACAUGGAGGUCUUCGGCUUGACCAAAUGGUAUUCUGCAGAAACUCACACUCAGAAUUACCAAACCAUGGGUUCGGCGCUCGUGAUGCUCGCAUUCAUGAGUACGGGCGAAGGCUGGAACCAAUACAUGCAUGACUUUGCUCUGGCAUAUCCGCGGUGCACUAUCAACACUAGUGGGCUAGUGGAAACGGAUUGUGGAAGUGCCGCUUGGGCGUUCUCCCUCUUCAUCGCCUGGAACCUCCUGAGCAUGUAUAUAUUCGUGAACAUGUUCACUGGAGUCGUCGUGCAGAAUUUCUCCUACGUUUUCCAGUCGACUGGCGGAGCAAAGGCCAUCACUCGUGAAGAAAUUCGUUCGUUCAAGAAAACGUGGGCGGAGUAUUCCAACCCAAAGACUGGGCUGCUCGAACAAAGGCGAUUGGUUCCGUUCCUAGGUAAAUUAAAUGGGAUUUUCGAGGUUCGCAUAUACCCGACUGAGUACUCUGUUCCAUCCAUUGUCUCGACAUGCAAAGACAUCCGGAAGAUUGCGACGAAAGAAGGGACGAAAGUGGAGGCGACAUUGAAUCCACGCAAAGUAAACAAGGUGCUGAGGAAGGUCGACUUCGACAUUAUAAAACAGCGAAGAGCAGUAUAUUGCCGGCUAUUUCACGAAGCCAGCAUCAUUGACAGCCAUUGCAAAGGCAUCUCGUUCACCGACAUGCUUUUUCUUUUGGCCCACCAUAAGCUGAUUGUGGACCGCGACGCACUAGAGCUGAAGGAUCUAAUCGUGAGACAGGGGACGAACAAACUUGUGUCAGAUUUGGUGAACCUCGACCGUGUUCGUUCUUUGCUGAAAAUGAUAUCACUGCGACGAAGAUAUUUGGCCAAGCGAGAAAUGACACUCAGUGCACAAAGAGACAUCCCCGCUAUUCAAGUCGACCCUGCACCAUCCACUCCACCCCCAUUAACUCGCGAUAUCACUUCACCUCGUAGUGACCGCGGCCGUUUAGACAACAGCCCUUCUAGUCCAACUCCCUCUCCCCGAACACUUGGCCCUUCCCCAGAGCUUAAUGCCUGGGAUCAUUCCUUCCGAAGUAGUCUUCAGCGCUCCCGCAGAACAAGCGAUGUCAGCAUGCUUUCUGCCGACAUGGGUCAUGGUUACUGGUUCGUGCUGAUAGUCGCUCCCACUAAAUAGUUCAUUGAUAGGUUUGACGCAGGAGAGAUAGUUCAUUAGACAUCGGUGAUCAAGAAGGCAUCGUGUCAUCCAUGCAGCGUUCUAUAUGGGAUGAGAUCAUGCAGCAAGCUGCAGAAGAGGAUGUUUAGCUCGAUCUUAUUGUUUCAACUAAUCAUGGACAUUUUACGGACACUAACUAUAUUGCAUGUGUACCUCUAACAAUCAACA
Messenger RNA from Suillus fuscotomentosus, 6584 nucleotides. Its product is annotated as Ion transport protein-domain-containing protein. The record is from RefSeq and is a predicted model, not a curated record. Gene Ontology annotation, cellular component: membrane; voltage-gated calcium channel complex. Lineage: Eukaryota; Fungi; Basidiomycota; Agaricomycetes; Boletales; Suillaceae. Gene Ontology annotation, biological process: calcium ion import across plasma membrane. The coding region runs from base 117 to 6377 and encodes 2086 amino acids. Gene Ontology annotation, molecular function: high voltage-gated calcium channel activity. The transcript is spliced from 23 exons.